Messenger RNA from Vidua macroura (Pin-tailed whydah), 2959 nucleotides. It is a transcript of the gene DUSP15, whose product is annotated as dual specificity phosphatase 15. NCBI's taxonomy places the organism in Eukaryota, Metazoa, Chordata, Aves, Passeriformes, Viduidae. The transcript has 16 exons. Gene Ontology annotation, molecular function: DNA-binding transcription factor activity, RNA polymerase II-specific; protein tyrosine/serine/threonine phosphatase activity; RNA polymerase II cis-regulatory region sequence-specific DNA binding. Gene Ontology annotation, cellular component: nucleus. The record is from RefSeq and is a predicted model, not a curated record. The coding region runs from base 613 to 2652 and encodes 679 amino acids. Gene Ontology annotation, biological process: immune system process; protein dephosphorylation; regulation of transcription by RNA polymerase II.
ACCCGCACCCCCCACACCGCCACCCCGGCCUGAUCCCCCGGCCUGUCCCGGCCCCGCGACCCCCGGCCUGAGCCUCGCUGCGGGCUGGCGGCGACAGGCAGUGCUGGGGAACCCUCAGCCCUGCUCCUCGCUGGCACUGCCCCUCCUGCGGCCCUGCGAAGUCCCCAGGACACUCCUGCAGCCUCCCGGGCAGGGUAGGGAUCCUGCGGCACCUGGCUGCAGUGCAGCCUUGUGCGGCCGCGGGCAGCGGCGACAGGCAGCAGCCAGCGCGGCCCCGUGCUCCCACGCCACGGCGCAGGGGGGGAGUCUCUCCUCCUUUGUCUGCUCCCGGCCAGGCAGCAGCCGGUGCGCGGCAGCGCCGGAGCAGCCGGGGAAGGGCCUCGGCAGGAACCGCGGAGGACGGCGGCCGCGGUCCCCUCUGCCCCGGCACAGCCACCGGCCCGGCCUCGCCGCGCUGGGAACGAGCAGCGAUCCCGGGGGAGCCAAGCUCUUCAUGACGGGAGCCCGACCAGGCAGCGGGGACGGCAGCUGCGCCCGGGGACGGGGAGGACGGCAGCAUUGGGGACAAGGACACCCGCGCUCCGUCCCCACCCCCGGCGCCCGCCGUCGGCCAUGGGGAACGGCAUGAGCCAGAUCCUUCCUGGCCUCUACCUUGGGAACUUCGUUGAUGCCAAAGACCUGGAGCAGCUAAGCAGGAACAAGAUCACUCACAUUGUUUCGAUCCAUGAAUCCCCCCAGCCCUUGCUGAAGGACAUUACCUACCUCCGCAUCCCCCUGCCUGACACCCCUGAAGCCAACAUCAAGAGGCACUUCAAGGAAUGCAUCAGUUUUAUCCAUCAGUGUCGCCUGCAUGGAGGGAACUGCCUCGUCCACUGCCUUGCUGGCAUCUCCCGCAGUACCACCGUGGUCGUUGCCUACGUCAUGGUUGUCACGGAGCUGAGCUGCCAGGAGGUGCUGGAUGCCAUCCGAACCAUCCGGCCCGUCGCCAACCCCAACCCCGGCUUCAGGCAGCAGCUGUCGGAGUUCAGCGGCAGCGCAGCCCGCAAGGUCCGCAGGCACCUGAAGCAGAAGUAUGGGCUGUCUCCUUUCAAUGACGAGGAAGAAAUAAAGGCCUUGCUGCCAGUAGGGAGAGAAGGAACGUCCAGAACAGAGGGAGCUGUGCAAGGACUGGUCCCAAGAGCCAGAGACAUGAGGAGCACAAGUCCCUUCCUGCUGCGGGUGAAGAGGACGUUCUCCUGCAUCCCGGCUUGUCUGAAAAAAGUGGAGCAGAGAAAAAAAUUUAAGAACAUCUCCCCUCGCCUUGGGGCAGCCAGAACAUGCGGCGUGCGCCAAGAAAGGGAAAGUGAAAGCCGGAGCCGCUUUCGGUUUCGCCGCCGGGCCGCGAUGGCGGAGCCGGGGGCGCCCAUGCGGCUGAAGGAGUGGCUGAUCGCGCAGAUCGACAGCGGCCGGUACCCGGGGCUGCGCUGGGAGAACCGGCACCGAACGCUCUUCCGCAUCCCCUGGAAGCACGCUGCCAAGCAGGACUACCGGCAGCAGGAGGAUGCUGCGCUCUUCAAGGCUUGGGCCAUCUACAAGGGGAAGUACCACGAAGGGACGGACAAGGCCGACCCCUCCACCUGGAAAACGCGGCUGCGCUGCGCCCUCAACAAGAGCACCGACUUCCAGGAGGUGCCCGAGCGGAGCCAGCUGGACAUCUCCGAGCCUUACAAGGUGUACCAGAUCGUGACUGACAGAGCCGGUGAUGCAGAGGACAGUGACACACAGUCCCCAGGCAGUAAGGACCAGCAGGGCAGCACUGCAGGGAGUCCAAAGAAGGAGGAAAGCCAGAAGGACAUGCUGGAGAGUGUCCACGUGUCUCCACAGCCCUGGGUCUCUGGCCACCCAACUGAGCGAGGGUGCCUUGUGAAGGGAGUCUUCUAUGGCUGGAGCCCAACCCAUGGCCAGCUUCUGCCCAGACCCCAGUCCUACCUCCCUGUGGAGGAUGUCAACAGUUCAGACUGCUGGCUCCACAUCCGCCUGUACUACUGCGACGUGCUGGUGAAGGAGGUGACCACCCGCACGGCCGAGGGCUGCCGCAUCACCACCAGCACCGUGCCGGCCGACAGCGAGCACCUCUAUGGCCCCUCCUGCAUGGAGCAGAUAAAAUUCCCCCCACCGCAGGUGCUCAGCAGCCACGGCCGCGUGGCCUGCAUGACCAACGUGCUGGAGCGGCUCUUGCCCCAUCUGGAGCGCGGGGUGUUGCUGUGGGUAGCACCUGAGGGGGUCUUCAUGAAGCGCCAGUGCCAGGGCAGGGUGUACUGGAAUGGGCCACUGGCCCCGCACAAGAACUGGCCCAACAAGCUGGAGAGGGAGAAGACUUACAAGCUGCUGGACACACAGCAGUACAUACAGCAGGUGCGGGAGUACCUGAGCAACGGGCAGCUCCUGCCUCAGUACCAGAUCUACCUGUGCUUCGGGGAGGAAUACCCCACCAGAGCUGGGCAUCCCUUCCAGAAGCUCAUCAUGGCUCACGUGGAGCCGGUGUUUGCUCGGGAGCUCUUCCAUCAUGCCCAGCGCUUGAGGCCGACGCUGCUCUGCAAUUCCCCCCAGCCCUGUGCCCCUGGCACCUCCAGCCACAUUUUCCAUGUCCUCAAACAGCUCUGCCAGCCCUGAACUGGGUGGGAGAGGUGACCCCAGUUGCCAUAAAGUUUCAGAGUGGGAGGCUCUGAGCCCCAUGGCUCCAUUCCAGCUGCAUGUCCCAAAGCAGAGUGCUCAAUGUGCGGGACCAGACAAGGACGGAUGUUAGCUGGGUGGGCAGGUGCUGCUGCCCCUGUCAUUGCUGUAUUUAUUCCCCAGAAGUCUGCCAGUGGGGUUUGUUGUGUGCCUAUUCAGCAAUCCAGGGCAGACCUGGCCCUGUCCUUGCACCUUGUGCUGCCAGGACUCGCCGUUGCAAACCUUAGAAAUAAAGGUUGUAUUUUCA